UCCACAGUGUAGAUCAGGAAAAGGGAGGGGAACGGUCGGUGGCCGUUCAACUUAGGAGUAAAGAAAAGUAAAUCGAGCAUAAAGUCAGCCUACCACUGAGGUCCAAGGGACAUCGCCUUCGGAGACUUUCCGGUCACCGUUGGCGGCCUGACCAGACUCGUGGCAACAAUUUACAGGCUGUUCCUGCUCACAAAGCGGCGUGCCGACGAAGGACGCGUCUCUUUGAAUAGACAGGAUGCACGGACCGCCCUCCGGCGACAGCGCAUGCCCAUUGCGCACGAUCAAGAGAGUUCAGUUCGGCAUCAUCAGCCCAGAUGAGCUUAAACGGAUGUCAGUUACAGAAGGGGGAAUUAAGUACCCCGAAACAACAGAAGGUGGGCGCCCUAAACUUGGUGGCCUUAUGGACCCCAGGCAAGGUGUUAUUGAACGGAGUGGGAGAUGUCAGACUUGUGCAGGGAACAUGACAGAAUGUCCAGGCCACUUUGGACAUAUAGAAUUGGCCAAACCAGUUUUUCAUGUUGGCUUUGUAACAAAGAUAAUGAAGGUUUUACGCUGUGUCUGUUUCUUUUGCUCAAAGCUGUUAGUGGAUGCAAACAAUCCAAAGAUCAAAGACAUUCUUGCCAAGUCUAAAGGGCAACCCAGAAAACGACUGACACACGUUUAUGAACUCUGCAAAGGCAAAAAUAUCUGUGAAGGUGGAGAGGAGAUGGACAACAAGUUUGGGAUGGAGCAGCAGGAGACUGAAGAGGACAUUACUAAGGAAAAGGGUCAUGGGGGCUGUGGGCGUUACCAGCCACGCAUCAGGCGAUCUGGUCUGGAGCUGUAUGCUGAGUGGAAGCACGUGAAUGAAGAUUCUCAGGAGAAAAAAAUCCUUCUUAGUCCAGAGCGUGUCCAUGAAAUCUUCAAACGCAUCUCAGAUGAAGAGGACAUCAUCUUGGGUAUGGAUCCGAAGUUUGCUCGCCCUGAAUGGAUGAUUGUGACUGUUUUGCCUGUGCCUCCACUGGCUGUUCGUCCUGCUGUGGUCAUGCAGGGUUCCGCACGCAACCAGGAUGAUUUGACCCAUAAACUGGCUGAUAUUGUCAAAAUUAAUAAUCAGCUUAGAAGAAAUGAGCAGAGUGGUGCUGCAGCUCAUGUUAUUGCUGAGGAUGUUAAACUUCUCCAAUUCCAUGUAGCCACCAUGGUGGACAAUGAGCUCCCAGGACUGCCCAGGGCAAUGCAAAAAUCUGGUCGCCCUCUAAAAUCCAUCAAGCAGCGUCUAAAGGGAAAGGAAGGAAGAGUCCGAGGUAAUCUUAUGGGCAAGCGUGUGGACUUCUCUGCUCGAACUGUUAUUACACCUGAUCCCAAUCUGCAAAUUGACCAAGUCGGUGUCCCAAGAUCUAUAGCAGCCAACAUGACUUUUCCUGAAAUUGUUACUCCCUUCAACAUUGACAGAUUACAAGAGCUGGUGCGAAGAGGAAACAGUCAGUACCCAGGAGCCAAAUACAUAAUUCGAGACAAUGGAGACAGAAUUGAUUUGCGAUUUCACCCAAAACCAAGUGACCUUCAUUUGCAGAUUGGCUAUAAGGUUGAAAGACACAUGUGCGAUGGAGACAUUGUCAUCUUUAAUCGUCAGCCUACACUUCACAAAAUGUCCAUGAUGGGGCACAGAGUACGAAUUCUUCCGUGGUCAACAUUUCGACUAAAUCUCAGUGUCACCACACCAUAUAAUGCUGAUUUUGAUGGUGAUGAGAUGAACUUGCACCUGCCCCAGUCUCUGGAGACAAGAGCAGAGAUCCAGGAGCUGGCCAUGGUGCCCCGUAUGAUUGUGACACCUCAGUCCAACAGACCCGUCAUGGGUAUUGUGCAGGACACACUCACAGCAGUGCGCAAAUUUACCAAAAGAGAUGUCUUCUUAGAGCGGGGUGAAGUCAUGAACCUUCUCAUGUUCUUGUCCACCUGGGAUGGUAAAAUGCCCCAGCCUGCCAUUCUCAAACCUCGUCCUCUGUGGACAGGAAAGCAGAUCUUCAGCCUUAUCAUUCCUGGACACAUCAAUGUCAUCCGUACACACAGCACUCAUCCAGAUGAUGAAGAUAGUGGUCCAUACAAGCACAUUUCACCUGGUGACACCAAGGUUAUUGUGGAGAACGGCGAGUUGAUAAUGGGAAUUCUUUGCAAGAAAUCCUUGGGAACUUCAGCUGGUUCUCUCGUCCACAUCUCAUAUCUGGAGAUGGGUCAUGAUAUUACCAGACUGUUCUACUCCAACAUUCAAACUGUGGUCAACAAUUGGCUUCUGAUUGAGGGUCAUUCAAUCGGUAUUGGUGACUCCAUUGCUGAUGCAAAGACAUAUCUUGACAUUCAGAAUACAAUCAAGAAAGCCAAACAGGACGUGAUAGAAGUUAUUGAAAAAGCUCACAAUAACGAACUGGAACCAACUCCUGGUAACACACUAAGGCAGACGUUUGAGAACCAGGUGAAUCGUAUUCUCAACGAUGCUCGAGACAAAACUGGAUCCUCUGCCCAGAAGUCAUUGUCUGAGUACAACAACUUCAAGUCCAUGGUGGUGGCAGGUUCAAAGGGUUCCAAAAUUAACAUCUCACAGGUUAUUGCUGUGGUGGGACAACAGAACGUGGAGGGUAAACGAAUCCCCUUCGGCUUCAAACACCGCACACUGCCCCACUUUAUUAAGGAUGAUUAUGGUCCUGAGAGCAGAGGCUUUGUAGAGAACUCAUACCUGGCUGGACUGACACCAACUGAGUUUUUCUUCCACGCCAUGGGAGGAAGAGAGGGUCUGAUCGACACAGCUGUCAAAACAGCUGAGACAGGUUACAUCCAGCGUCGUCUGAUCAAAUCUAUGGAGUCGGUCAUGGUAAAGUACGACGGCACUGUCAGAAAUUCAAUCAACCAAGUGGUACAGCUGCGUUAUGGUGAGGACGGACUGGCUGGAGAGAAUGUGGAGUUUCAAAACUUAGCAACAGUUAAGCCCUCACACAAAGCCUUUGAAAAGAAGUUCAGAUUUGAUUGUACCAAUGAGCGAGCACUGAGGCGGACACUACAGGAAGAUAUUGUAAAAGAUGUGUUGACCAAUGCCCAUGUUCAGAGUGCCUUGGAAAGAGAGUUUGAAAAGAUGAGAGAAGAUCGCGAUGUCCUCAGAGCCAUUUUCCCUACUGGUGACAGCAAGGUGGUCCUUCCUUGCAAUUUGGCUAGAAUGAUCUGGAAUGCUCAGAAGAUCUUCCGUAUUAACACACGAACCCCAACAGAUCUACAUCCAUUGAGAGUGGUUGACGGGCUGAAGGAUCUCAGUAAGAAGCUGAUCAUUGUAAACGGCGAUGACCCUCUGAGCAGACAGGCCCAAGAAAAUGCCACUCUGCUUUUUAACAUCCACCUGCGCUCCACCCUCUGCUCCCGGCGAAUGACAGAGGAGUUCCGUCUCUCCACCGAGGCUUUCGAUUGGCUGCUGGGAGAGAUCGAGACCAAAUUCAACCAGUCAAUCGCUCAUCCCGGAGAGAUGGUUGGUGCCCUGGCUGCUCAGUCUUUGGGAGAGCCUGCCACUCAGAUGACACUGAACACUUUCCAUUACGCUGGUGUGUCCGCCAAGAACGUAACUCUGGGUGUGCCUCGUUUAAAAGAGUUGAUCAACAUCUCGAAGAGGCCCAAGACUCCUUCACUGACUGUGUUCCUGUUGGGACAAGCAGCAAGAGAUGCUGAGCGCGCCAAGGACAUUCUUUGCAGACUAGAGCACACAACACUUAGAAAGGUGACUGCAAAUACUGCCAUCUACUAUGACCCCAACCCUCAGAACACGGUGGUGGCAGAGGACCAGGAGUGGGUGAACGUGUACUAUGAGAUGCCCGACUUUGAUGUGACUCGUAUUUCACCAUGGCUGCUGCGCAUUGAGCUCGAUCGCAAACACAUGACUGAUCGCAAGCUGACCAUGGAGCAGAUCGCAGAAAAGAUCAAUGCAGGUUUUGGAGAUGAUUUGAACUGUAUCUUCAAUGACGACAAUGCUGAGAAGUUGGUGUUGCGAAUAAGAAUUAUGAACAGCGAUGAAAACAAGUUCCAAGACGAUGAGGAGGUGGUGGAUAAAAUGGAUGAUGAUGUUUUUCUGAGAUGCAUUGAGUCCAACAUGCUGACGGACAUGACUCUUCAGGGAAUUGAACAGAUCAGCAAGGUGUACAUGCAUCUGCCUCAGACAGACAACAAGAAGAAGAUCAUCAUCACAGAGGACGGAGAGUUCAAGGCCCUGCAGGAGUGGAUCCUAGAGACAGACGGCGUGAGUCUGAUGAGAGUUCUGAGUGAGAAGGACGUAGACCCUGUCAGAACCACCUCCAACGACAUUGUGGAGAUCUUUACGGUUUUGGGAAUUGAAGCAGUGCGUAAGGCUCUGGAGAGAGAGUUGUACCACGUCAUCUCCUUCGACGGUUCUUAUGUGAACUAUCGUCACUUGGCUUUGCUUUGUGACACCAUGACCUGCAGGGGGCAUUUAAUGGCCAUCACACGUCACGGUAUCAAUCGGCAGGACACAGGCCCACUCAUGAAAUGCUCUUUUGAGGAAACUGUGGAUGUGUUGAUGGAGGCCUCGUCUCAUGGUGAGGUGGAUCCAAUGAAGGGUGUGUCUGAGAACAUCAUGCUUGGACAGCUUGCUCCAGCAGGAACAGGCUGCUUUGACUUGCUGUUGGAUGCUGAGAAGUGCAAAUAUGGCAUGGAAAUCCCCACAAAUAUACCUGGCAUCAGUGUGGCUGGACCCACUGGAAUGUUCUUUGGCUCAGUGCCUAGUCCGAUGAGCGGCAUGUCACCUGCCAUGACCCCCUGGAACACAGGAGCCACCCCGGCCUAUGGAGCCUGGUCUCCCAGUGUUGGAAGUGGCAUGACUCCAGGAGCAGCAGGCUUUUCACCCAGUGGAGCGUCUGAUGCCAGUGGGUACUCUCCUGGGUACUCGCCCGCCUGGUCCCCCACUCCAGGCUCUCCAGGGUCACCAGGCCCUGCAAGCCCGUACAUUCCUUCUCCAGGAGGAGCCAUGUCUCCCAAUUAUUCUCCCACUUCUCCUGCCUACGAGCCACGUUCUCCUGGUGGAUACACGCCUCAGAGUCCAGGCUAUUCUCCGACCUCUCCCUCCUACUCCCCAACUUCUCCCUCUUACUCCCCCACAAGCCCCAACUACAGCCCCACAUCCCCGUCCUACUCCCCCACUUCCCCCAGUUACUCCCCAACCUCUCCCUCGUAUUCACCCACGUCUCCCUCUUACUCCCCUACGUCCCCUUCCUACUCGCCCACCUCCCCCUCCUACUCCCCCACCUCCCCCUCUUAUUCCCCCACAUCGCCUAGUUACAGCCCCACGUCGCCUAGUUACAGCAGCCCCACCUCCCCCAGUUACUCCCCCACCUCUCCUUCAUACUCUCCCACGUCCCCCUCUUACUCCCCUACGUCCCCUUCGUACUCCCCCACCUCUCCGUCUUACUCCCCCACCUCCCCCUCCUACUCCCCCACCAGCCCCAGCUACAGCCCUACGUCGCCCAACUACACCCCAACAUCGCCCAGUUACUCUCCCACUUCCCCCUCUUACUCACCCACGUCCCCCUCUUACUCCCCCACCUCUCCAAACUAUACUCCGACCAGCCCCAACUACUCCCCCACCUCCCCUUCCUACUCCCCCACCUCACCAUCCUACUCGCCCUCCAGCCCGCGCUACACGCCGCAGUCUCCGACUUACACCCCCAGCUCACCGUCAUACAGCCCGAGCUCCCCGUCAUACUCACCCACAUCUCCCAAAUACACCCCCACCUCUCCGUCCUACAGCCCCAGCUCUCCAGAGUACACCCCCACAUCGCCGAAAUACUCGCCUACAUCACCAAAAUAUUCCCCCACUUCGCCCAAGUACUCACCAACCUCUCCGACUUACUCACCGACUACACCCAAAUACAGCCCCACCUCUCCCACCUACUCGCCCACAUCUCCCACCUACACCCCCACCAGCCCCAAAUAUUCUCCUACGUCACCUACCUAUUCGCCAACCUCACCCAAAUACUCCCCAACCUCCCCCACCUACUCCCCCACCAGUCCUAAAGGCUCCACCUACAGCCCCACAUCGCCUGGAUACAGCCCCACAUCGCCCACUUACAGCCCGGCCAUCAGCCCUGAUGAUAGCGAUGAGGAGAACAACUGAGUGGCGCCGAAAUGGUUGAUGGGACCCCCACCUCCCUGGCCUCUCUCCACAAAUAGGACAGCGUCUUUGAGCCUGCUGUAGGACGAGAAGCCCAGUCUGAAGAAUAAAAUGUAGUUGAAACUUUAAUGUAAAAAAAAAAAAAAGACUUGAACUGCUUUGCCUGAGAAAAAAAGGCUGCCUUUUGAAACUAGUUUUUUCAAUUUUCACAUGGGGUGUUGAAGUUGUAAACUACAGGCCCAGGAGGGUUUGAAAUGCAGAGGAAGAUGCACAAAGUGUCUAACUUUACAGUUUACGGCAGCCUGUCUCUCUACUGUUCUCCAGCAGUGUUCUAUGUUGCCAAACCAACCUGAUGCAAGUCAAGAAUCAGUAAAAUAAGACAUCCAAACUUUUGCGUUUUUGAAGUUUUCAGAAGUAUAUAUUUGUCUGUUACUUUUGAAGAAUACGUUCAACAACUCAAUGAUGACAGAUUCAGGAGUAACUGGAGAGAGACACUGGCUUGGGCUUGUCAAUACAGACCAUAUAAACUACAUGAGUGUAUGUAGGCAUUGCUCUUCCUACUUCUCACCCUUAAAACACCUACAAGAUGUCACGUUACAUCUACCAGCAUCCUCCUGUCUUGCAUCAAAAGCAAAAACAAAACACUUCCAUAUAUUUCUUCCCUUUACAAUGGGAAUAAAAAAGUUUAUAUGAAAAUAGAAGUCAGAAUGAUUGUUCUGUCUUUAAUUUUGAUUCUAGAAAGAAAUGGGGCUUGUGGAUUACAAAGUUGCUGCUUCUGUUACUGUUUGCAUGAGUAGCAAAUGUUAAUACAGUUUAAUCAAGCUUUAGGUUGAUCUUUUUCAAAAUCCUUCUGCUUUAUAAUUGUUGCCCCAUUUCUGAUAGCUGACAUGUAUUCAUUUUGUUUUAUUUGGGAAAUUCACUUUAUUUAAGACAAAUAACUAUUAUUCUGUGUGAAUACAAAUAGAGCAAAAUAAGAAUUUUGUUUUUCUUGUUUGCUUUUGGUGACUUGUAAAUCUGUUGGCAAGAGGCCCAUGUUCUCUACCGUGAAUGAAGGGUCAGGGGACCAUAGGAUAACUCUUUUCUAAUGUUCUUUCCAAAACAUUUAAUUUUGCCUUGCAUUUUUAGAAUGCCAAAGGCCAUUUCAUCGUCUUUUCCACACAACAGGGUAACAGUCAAGUUUCCAUCAGAAAACAUUGUCUGAAUGAAACACCUCUGCAAAGUGACUCAUAUUUAUUUCCUUUUUUAUGAAGUAUUGGCUGGUUCUCCUCUUCCCCUUCAUCCACUGUUGGUCCCAAUUUCUGAAAUCAGUGUUUUUUUGUUUUUUGUUUUUUUUUCUACGAAUGUUUGUACCUGUGACUAGGGAAAUCGUGGGGUGGGUGUUUCUGAUGUUACUGGGAGUCCUGUAGUUGGGUACCCAAUUCUUAAUAGCCUUUCAUUUUCAGUUAGACUGCCUUAAAUCGACAGUUUGGUUCGGUCACUGCACUUACUAAACUGGAGGGUUGAUGUUUUCCAUAGUCUCCCCCAGUUGCACCCACUGCUGCUGUCUUAAGUGCGCUGUUUAUAGUGAGUUUGGGACAUCGGGACUCCUGGCAGUGUGAAUGUGAGAGUGCCAGGCCAGGCACGGUUCAAGAAAGACUUGACAUGUCUCGGCAAAGACGAAGGUUUAACUUAAUUGCCACUGUAUAGAAAUCAGCUCAUAAUCUCAUUCUUUGUGUCUCUGUUCUGUUUGUUUUUGGACUUGGAAAAAUUAAUAAAAACGUUUUACUAUA
Boleophthalmus pectinirostris (great blue-spotted mudskipper) is the source of this 7905-nucleotide messenger RNA. RefSeq names its product RNA polymerase II subunit A (gene polr2a). Gene Ontology annotation, cellular component: RNA polymerase II, core complex. NCBI's taxonomy places the organism in Eukaryota, Metazoa, Chordata, Actinopteri, Gobiiformes, Gobiidae. The record is from RefSeq and is a predicted model, not a curated record. Gene Ontology annotation, molecular function: DNA binding. Gene Ontology annotation, biological process: transcription by RNA polymerase II.